ACUCCCCUCCGGAGCGCUGAGGUGGGAGCAUCCUGGAGAGGUGAGAGAGAGAGAGGCAGUCACAACUUAGGACUGUAGGUUUCUGGAGGAGGGAUCUAAUUUCACUCCCCUGUGCUCACUGUAAGCGCACAUCAGGCGUGGAGGUGCUCUCUGCUUCAGACAAGGGUAAAAAAGACCAAGGCGUGUGAUGAUUCUGCCUCCCUUACUUGUACAGACAGGAAUGUUUCCUGGUUCUUCUUUGUACAACUCACAGCAGAGGGGAUGGGAAACUGUUUUAUAGCUCUCAAAACACAUGCUCCGUAAGAAUGUCGGAGGCCAUCCGUUGCACUCUGGUAAGCUGCAGCUGCCAGUGCUUCAAACCUGGGAAAAUAAACCAGCGACAAUGUGACCAGUGUCGGCAUGGAUGGGUAGCACAUGCCUUAAGUAAGCUAAGGAUCCCUAACCUAUACCCCACAAGCCAAGUGGAAAUAGUCCAGUCUAAUGUGGUAUUUGAUAUAAGCAGCCUCAUGCUGUAUGGAACUCAGGCAGUUCCUGUCCGUCUCAAAAUUCUCUUAGAUCGGCUUUUCAGUGUCCUGAAGCAAGAAGAAGUCAUUCAUAUCCUCCAUGCUCUGGACUGGACACUUCAAGACUACAUACGUGGAUAUGUCUUACAGGAUGCUGCAGGAAAGGUCCUGGACCACUGGAGUAUCAUGACCAGUGAAGAAGAACUGGCUACUUUGCAGCAAUUUCUGCGCUUUGGCGAGACCAAGUCCAUUGUGGAGUUAAUGGCGAUUCAGGAGAAAGAAGGGCAGUCCAUCGUCAUCCCCACAACCGCAGCCAAUAUGGAUAUUAGGGCAUUCAUUGAAAGCUGUAGUCAGAGGAGUGCAAGCCUCCCUGCUUCCUUGGACAAAAUGAACCCUGUUAACAUCCACCACUUUGAGAACGUUGUCAACAACAUGGCCUUCAUGUUGCCCUUUCAGUUUUUCAGUCCUGUCCCUCCGCCCCUCAUAGGUUCACCCCCUGAGAGGCUUUUGAUGGAGCAAAGUCAGGACUGCAGCAAUGAACUCAAGCAAGAUGUUCCUAUGCAGUUUGCGGAAAACAGCUUCCUAACUUCCGAGUCUUCAUUUCAAGGUGAAAAGGAGGUGGCCUUGACCAGCCCAGAUAUCGCUUUGAAGGACGACACUUCUCCAAGCAAUUUAAGUUCGCCCGGCAGCAUCACAAAGCCUGAAAUGAGCCAGCUCUCCCCGGAAAGUAAAAUAAAAUCUGUUGAUAAAAACGGCUUCGCCACGAGGAGAGGGCGUGUUUUUUGUACAGCGUGCGAAAAGACCUUUUACGACAAAGGGACUCUGAAGAUCCACUACAACGCUGUCCACCUGAAGAUCAAACAUAAAUGUACCAUUGAAGGAUGCAACAUGGUCUUUAGCUCCCUCCGGAGCCGAAAUCGACACAGUGCCAACCCCAACCCUAGACUUCACAUGCCAAUGAACAGGAACAACCGGGAUAAAGAUCUGAGAAACGGGUUGGCCAUCACCGGACUGGAAGAGAACAAACGGACGGACUUUAAUAUUUUGCCUCCCGACAGUAGAUCCGUUUCCAGCUAUGGAAGCUCUUGCAGCGAUUCAAAGACACAGCCAGGUUUUCACAGUACUGGCCAAAAUGGCAUUCUCUUUCCAAACUUGAGGACCGUGCAGCCAGUUCUUCCAUUCUUUCGCAGUCCGGUCACACCGGCUGAACUUGCAAAUACUCCCGGCACCCUUCCUUCCCUACCUCUGGUUUCCUCGUCAAUCCCUGAGCCGCUGGUUUCUAACGAAUCGCCCUUUGACGCGCUGCCCAAGAAAAAAUCCCGCAAGUCUAGCAUGCCCAUCAAGAUAGAGACAGAAGCCGUUGAUACCCCUAGCGCAACUCACGAAGUUGCCAGCUCGGAAGACGACAUGCCUCCGCGGCCGGUAAGUGACGGGCCUGUUGAGAUGGGCAGUUCUAAGAUAGAAAAAAACCCAAACCACCCAAUGGAAAAGAAGUCCCUUUCAGGUACAUCACAGAAAUCCAUUUCUGAAGAUGGAGGGCCGACAUAUUUUAAAUCUAUUGAGCCAAAUAGCACAUGCGCCAACGCAGACGAAUUGCAUCGGCCUGAGAAAACAGCUAAGCCCGAACAAGGCAAAUUGUUAAAGGUAGUUUCUUGUGAAAAUGCCUGCAAAGAUUCAAACCAGCAGCGCGAUGUGAUCAAAGCAGUGACAGAACCCCAUGGCUAUCUUAAAGAGCAACUGAAUUACAGGAUCCCAAUGAACGACUGCGAUGAAUUGCAACACCACUUGCUGAGUAGGGGGGCGUUCGGCACACUGUCCAGUAGGAGUGUAGCCGUUCCUGGUUUCGAAGCUUUUAAAGAUAUAGAUCGUGUGAGUCAACAUGCGCCACUAGGGCUUCAGAGGGAAGACAGCCGUUUCCAUUGUGACAUCUGUAAGAAGACCUUUAAAAACCCCUACAGUGUGAAAAUGCAUUUUAAAAACGUACACCUAAAAGAAAUGCAUAUUUGCACCGUGGAGGGUUGCAAUGCUGCCUUUCCUUCUCGUAGAAGUCGAGACAGACAUAGCUCCAACCUAAACCUUCACCAUAAGCUUUUGACCAAAGAUCCCUUGGAAAUCAAGAACCACCAUUUCAAUGCAACAUACCUCUUGAAGGAUAUGGCGAAAGAGAUUUGUCCGGACGACUCUUUGAUAGGACACGUUGGGCAGCAAACUUCGGUCAUCUUCAAAGGGAUGAACAGGACUGGCAGCCUGGUUUUCCCAAUGAGCAAGAUGGGAGAGGCCUGCCCCGAGAGCUACCAGUAUGACCUGGUAAACGAUGGGGCCGUUCUGGAUUUAAGCACGACGUCCAGCAUCAAGUCGGAGGGCAGUGCUCAUUCCUCUUGGGAUUCUGACGGAGACAAUGAAGAAGGUCCUGGGGUUUUGGAAGACAGUGACGAAAGCUGUGAAAGUCCACCUUUGAUCCCGAAUGAAGACCUCUACCAAGACUGUUCUCUGAUGGAGAAGACUAACGAGAGUUUCUCAAGCAUACCUUCCAGUUUGCCAAUAACCUGCCACAUAUGCCAAAAAAGCUACAGUAAUAAAGGAACUUUCAGGGCCCAUUACAAAACAGUCCAUCUCCGCCAGCUCCACCAAUGCAAAGUCCCAGGUUGCAAUACAAUGUUUUCUUCUGUGCGCAGCAGAAACCGGCACAGUCAAAACCCCAAUUUACACAAGAGCUUGAUCAGGUCAACAGGUAGCCCCCAGUAACAUCUCGCUGUUGGGCAGCAGCUUCUGUUUGGUUAAGAGUCGUCAUUUCAACUUGAAAAAGAAAAGUGUAAGAGUGAGGUUUCCCUUUGUUUUGUUUUCUUCCAGGGUGCUUUCUUCCACAGUGCACACUGAAAACACAGGGCCACGUUCUGCUUCCGUUUACACAGUAUGUGUUUUCACCGAGCAAAAUAGGGCACACCGACAACACUAGCCUGAGUUUUUCACUUAGAUGUAGAUACACACUUAAAAAAGAGAGAGGAUCAGGAGACAUAAUAAAGGUACUCUUGAUGGUUUGCAAUAUGAGACACAGUGAAGACACUAUUCCAAUGUUUCGUUUACAUGAUCAAUGUGGAGGGAUGGGUGGGAACUGCUGGGUGAGCCCAUUGGUUGAACUGGAGGGUUUUUAACACUGUCAUUUCUAUCCUGAGAUCAAGGAUCGGGAACCUGUGACCCUCCAGAUGCUGUUGAACUCCAACUCCCAUAAUUCCCUGAGGCUGGUGGGAGUUUAGAGUGCCACAACAUCUUGAGGGCAUAGAGGCUCCCCACUUAGCCCAUGCCAUAAUGCCGUGGUGGGGCUUUUUCCUCACCUGUGUCUGACAUCAUAGUGUGAAGGCUGGGCUACACAUUACAAAAGAAAUCACAAAGCUGUCAUUGAAAAUGGGAGCGCCAUGUCCAGUUUUCCCUUUCUCUCCCCAAUGAGUAAUAAAAAAAAUUAUCCCAGGGGUGAUGAACCUUUGACGCUCAAGAUGUUGUUAGACUGCAACUUGCAUCAUACCUGGCUAUUGGCCAUGCUGGCUAAGACCGAUGGGAGUUGGAGUCCACAACAUCUGGAGGUCCACACGUUCCUCUCUUUAUCCAUGUCAUAAUGUCAUUCUGUUGCAUUUUCCACACCUCUUCCCAGUGGCAACCAAGGGGAUAUGGAGGAGAAACUAAAUGCACGGAUGUCAUUUUCAGUAACAGCGCCAUGCACCUCUGCUCCAAGGCUGACUUUACAGUAUUAAAUAAAUGUGGUGUUUCCCACGUAAUUUAUUAUUGAAUGCCAGAAACUAAAAUAGAGGUUUUAGGAAAAUGUAGCAUAUGAUUCUGGAGUUCUUGAUUUCAGGAGCUAUUUUACUUGAAGACGUAUUGUUGGGUUUUCUUCCACUGUGGGUUGUCCAUUAUUUUUACAACAUUUGAA
Molecule: messenger RNA, 4425 nt
Organism: Podarcis raffonei (Aeolian wall lizard)
Lineage: Eukaryota; Metazoa; Chordata; Lepidosauria; Squamata; Lacertidae
Gene: BNC1
Product: basonuclin 1
Exons: 5
Coding region: 306-3248 (980 amino acids)
Biological process (GO): regulation of transcription by RNA polymerase I
Cellular component (GO): nucleus
Source: RefSeq, a predicted model, not a curated record